Molecule: messenger RNA, 1278 nt
Organism: Rhinocladiella mackenziei CBS 650.93
Lineage: Eukaryota; Fungi; Ascomycota; Eurotiomycetes; Chaetothyriales; Herpotrichiellaceae
Exons: 3
Coding region: 1-1278 (425 amino acids)
Biological process (GO): inositol phosphoceramide metabolic process; sphingolipid biosynthetic process
Cellular component (GO): inositol phosphoceramide synthase complex
Molecular function (GO): inositol phosphoceramide synthase activity
Source: RefSeq, a predicted model, not a curated record
AUGGCCUCCCCCGCUCUCAAUGUCACUGAGGCCGCCACGGCUGCUCAGCCCAACAUGGGCGGGGCUCAAUUCGCCUCCCAUACUUGGGUGGAACCCAUUAUUGUCGUCUCAAUCAUGAUCACGUCCCUCACGGUCAACCGUCGACGAGGCUUCCGGAUCAUCGAUGCUCACCGAGGACGAUCACCGACCCGGUCAUUGCUGCCCAAUAGCCACCUUCAGGACUUUUCGCCCGAUGGCUCUACCGAUUCCGACUCGUACAUAUCCACCGACUCGGAUGUCUUCACCUCGUCCAAGCACCCGCCCAAGAAGCGGGAUUGCUGUGGUAUGGUCGUCCAAACCCCGAACUCAUCCCGGUUCGCCGACCACGUCCACUCGCGGAUUCUGGCCAAGUUUCCCUUCCUGAUUGAAAUGUUCUACUGGGUUUUGAACCUCCUGUUCUACACCCUCACCAAAGCGGUCGCCCAAGUCACCUUUUCCGGGUACGGCGGAUUGCGCCAACUGGCCCAGGACCACGGCGUGCUCAUCCUGGACAUCGAGCACAAGUCCUGGUUGCGUUUCCUCUUCCCCAUCUGGGAGAAUGAGUUUCAAGCUUGGUUCCUCAAUGGCCACUUGACCACCAUGACUUUUUUGAAUCGCAUCUAUUCGCUUGUCCAUAUUCCCGGCACUGUGGCCUUCCUGUCAUGGUACUACUACGCUGCGCCCAACCACUCGACUUUCGCGACAGUACGCCGAACCAUGACACUCGGUAACUUUGCCGCCUUCUCUAUCUUUACUUUCUACCCGUGCAUGCCUCCACGGCUCCUGCCCGAGGAAUAUGGUUUCCACGACACCGUGCGCCAAGCCAACGCCGAAUCCGUCUGGGUCGGUGGCAACUACGUCAAUCAGUUGGCCGCCAUGCCAAGUCUGCACUUUACGUACGCCUUCGUCAUUGGUUGCACGUUCAUCUACCACUCUGGGGUCUUCCGCCGUGUUGGUCGCAAUGAGCCCCGGAAAUCAGUCGUCUGGCAGAUAUUCUUCCUCGUGGCGGGAAUUUGCUAUCCAUUGCUCGUCUUGACGGUCAUCGUGGCAACGGCCAAUCACUACUGGCUUGAUGCCAUAGUGGCCAUGUGUACAACCACGACGUCAUUGCUAUGCAACAAGGUCUGGAUGUUCUUAUUGCCGGCGGAAGAUAUGCUCUGUUGGGUGCUCAGAGUCGACAAACCUCUUCCGACGACGGGAGACCGGCUGCAGAGACAAGGAGCCCGUUAUCAUGUGGUUAGAGAUGAGGAAGAGCCUUGA